Molecule: messenger RNA, 354 nt
Organism: Naegleria lovaniensis
Lineage: Eukaryota; Heterolobosea; Eutetramitea; Acrasida; Naegleriidae
Exons: 1
Coding region: 1-354 (117 amino acids)
Source: RefSeq, a predicted model, not a curated record
AUGGAUUUACAAGAUGAUAAUGAUGAAAAAACUCUUGGGGAUGUAAUCAUGGAGAAGGAUCAAGAUGAAUAUGGGGAUGAUGAUGAAUGGUUAGAGGAUGUUUCAUCAACAUUCAAGGAUGGAGAUCGGAAUCGAUUCAUGUUGUCUCUUCCAUUUAUUCAAUUAUUGGAACGUCUCAUGGUUCAGCAACAACAACACAACGAAUUUGAUGAAUACAUGGAUGGAGUGCUGGAUCGACACUAUUACAGGUGUGAGGGAUCGUCCGUGCAUGAAAUUCUCAAUACCAAGUCCAUACAAAAGACGGUCCUAAUGAUGCGUUCCACUCUACAAGCACAUCAUCCUAUUAUUGAAUAA